UCUGCCCGCCCUUGUCGUCCCCGGCUCCUCUCACCGCCCGAGCUCACCCCCUGGCUCCGCCCACACCGGGAGCGCACAUCUGGCUCCGCCCCCAUCCCAUUCUCGCUGGGCAGUUUUAGCCGGGCCUAAGCCUCAGGGCUCAGUUUGUCCUGAGCUUCUAGCUAUGGCGGCAAUGAUCUGGAGACCGGCGCGGUGCUGGUGUCCGAGUCUCCUGCAGGUCUUUAGGUUCCCAGUGGCUCAGGUGCACCUGGGCAGACCAACUAUGAGAGCCAGUCAGCAGGACUUUGAAAAUGCCAUGAACCAAGUGAAACUCUUGAAGGAGGACCCAGGAAACCAAGUGAAGCUAAAACUCUACGCGCUGUAUAAGCAGGCCACAGACGGACCCUGUAAUAUGCCUAAGCCAGGGGUGUUCGACCUAGUCAAUAAAGCCAAGUGGGAAGCAUGGAAUGCUCUUGGCAGCCUGCCAAAGGAAACUGCCAGGCAGAACUAUGUGGAUCUGGUGUCCAGUCUGAGUCCCUCAUCUGAAGCCUCUAGCCAGGGAAAGCAUGAAGCUGAUGAGAAAGUCCAGGAGUCUAAGGACAUUGUGGUGACCUCUGAAGAUGGCAUCACAAAGAUUGUGUUCAAUCGACCCACCAAAAAGAAUGCCAUAACUUUCCAGAUGUAUCAGGAUAUUAUACUUGCACUUAAGAAUGCAAGCACAGACAACUCAGCCAUAACUGCCUUCACAGGAACUGGCGACUACUACUGCAGCGGGAAUGACCUCACUAACUUCACUAGUGCCUCUGGCGGAAUAGAGGAGGCAGCUAGCAGGGGUGCUGUGGUACUGAGGGAAUUUGUAAACAGUUUUAUAGACUUUCCCAAGCCUCUGGUUGCAGUAGUAAAUGGCCCAGCUGUGGGAAUUGCUGUCACCCUUCUGGGACUGUUUGAUGCUGUCUAUGCAUCUGACAAGGCAACAUUUCAUACUCCAUUCAGCCACCUCGGCCAGAGCCCAGAAGCAUGCUCCUCCUACACUUUUCCAAAGAUAAUGGGCUCAGCAAAGGCAACUGAGAUGCUUCUCUUUGGGAAGAAGCUCUCAGCAAGAGAGGCUUGGGCUCAAGGCCUUGUCACUGAAGUUUUUCCGGAAAGCACCUUUGAGAACGAAGUCUGGACCAGGCUGAAAGCAUAUGCGAAGCUCCCGCCAAACUCCAUGAGAAUUUCCAAGGAGUUAAUCAGAAAAAAUGAGAAAGAAAGGCUCCAUGCCAUUAAUGCCGAAGAGUGCACUACCCUCCAAGCAAGGUGGCUGUCAGAGGAAUGCAUCAAUGCACUCAUGAACUUCAUGUCCAGAAAAGCAAAGCUGUGAAGACCACCACAGCAGUUAGACUUCUCAGAGGAAGGGUGUGCUGCACGUUCCGGUUUCUGGUAUUUGAAUGACACACACUGCACUGUGUCUUUUCCUUGACUAACAUGGCAAGUGUGAUGAGAAUGACACACAGCACUGACAAAUAAAAACUUUCAUAAGUCAAGCCUUAAGAACUGGGGUGGGAUUUCGGCAAUAGAAAGUCUUACAUUGCUUAACAUGAAUGGAUGCUGCCGUGAACCCCAGGGUAGUCUACAUGGGGAGCUGUUUUGAAAAACGUUUACAGCCUUUCAGGCUGAGAUCAUAUCUCUGACACCACGAUAGCAGUUUAUCAUCCACACAUAGUGGCUAAGUAAAUUGGGCCAAACAGCAACAGUCUUUAGAUCACCUACUUGAGGUAUUCUUUGAGUUGCAUUUUCUUUUCCAACCAUCUGGCAAAGGAGGAAAAUAAAUAAGAAUCCACUUCUCUUAGGGUUUCUAUUGCUGUGAAGAGACACCAUCACCACAGCAACUCUUAUAAAGGAAAACAUUUAGUUCGGGCUGGCUUAUAGUUCAGUGGUUUUGUCCUUUAUCAUCAUGGCAGGAAACAUGGUGGCAUGUAGGCAGACAUGGUGCUAGAGAAGGAGCUGAGAGUUCUAUAUCCAGAUCUGUAGGCAGCAGGAAGGGAGAGAGACAUAUGAAAACUCAAAGCCCUCCCCCAGUGACACACUUCCUCCAAUAAGGCCACACCUACUCCAACAAGGCCACACUUUCUAAUAAUGUUGCUUCCUGAUGACCUGGCAUUGAAAUCUAUGAGCCUAUGGGGGGUCUUUCUUUUUCAAACCACCACACCACAUCUUCCUCAAUACACACCUACACAAUUUACUCAAGAUGCAAGACAAGAACAAUAGGUCAUGUCAUUGGAAAAGCAAUGUUCCUCAUUGGCUUUACCAUCCUCAUUCUUUAGUGUGGUGUUUUGUAAAGCACCUAUAAGAUACCUAACCUUCUAACUUGACAUUUUGAUUAAUGCCAUCCAUGUCUUGAUAGACCUUUGAUGAGCUAGUUGAAGUCCAUAAAAUUGACAUAGAAUGUUGUGGGAUAUUUGAUCACACUGUGAACCCUGAGAUUGCAUUAUUUAAAUAAAAAUUAACUGUAGGCCAAGAGGCAGAGCAAGCAAUCAGUUGACUGGAAGUAACCAUGGAGAGUAAGGGGAAGUCGGGAGGUCAGAGAAAGAGAAGCACAGGAAGUAGAAGGGACGGACAUCCAGGUGGAGGAAUUUGGUUUCAGAUGGUGUAGGAGAGAGCCCUCUUUCUGAUACCAUGGCAGAGGAGAAAAGUCAGCCAACUUCUUUCUCUACCUCUCUGAGCUAGCAGGCUUUCACCCCAGCAUCUGACUCUUGAGUCUUUAUUGGUACAAGAAAAAGAUACUUAGUCAAAAACAGUAUUUGCCCCCCUAUGUGGAGUCAGCUGAGGCAGCAGUGGUGGACAUGAAGGCUCCCCUGGGCAGAGGCCUCAACAGCGAGGUGGCAGUGACUGCAGAGGCAUAGUCAGCAGCUGAAGCAGUGGUAGGUUCAGGUGCAGCCUCUCUACAGCAGAUAAAAAACAAUAGGAUAUUUUGCUUACUAAAAUAUUGCUACUUUUUUAUCUUUCUUUCAACAAUUAGGUUCCAGGUAGCUAUGUCAAAACCUGCAGAUACUUUAAGUCUCAGUUUUUUAUUCUGAUAAUCUUAGCCUGCAGUAUUCAGUUUUAUGAAAAUGUGAAGAGAAAUAACCAUUGAUGCUUAUUAACAAAUUACUGGUGCCUGAUGCCCAUCAUAUUUUAUCCCUUGGAAAUGAUGAAAUAAGAUGAGAUUGCUACUGCUGUUUCCACAGGCUGAGAUCCUAAGACGGUGAGAGUGGGGCCUUUCUAGAGUAAAAUGACUAUGAAGUACCAAAAAUUCAAUUAAGAAGCCAGGCAGAUUCAGAUAACACAACACCCCAGAAGCUAGCUACUGCCCAAACCUCUUAUUCCCUACAGCCCAAAAGCUCUGUAUAAAAUAUGGAAAGCAACUAUGUGAGAAUCCUUAAAUUAGGAGCGGAUAUGAGGGGCUGGAGAGAUGGCUGAGUGAUUAAGAGGCAUGGCUGCUCUUCCAGAGGAUCCAGGUUCAAUUCCCAGCAGUCAUGUGGCAGUUCACACCCAUCUGUAACUUCAGUUCUAGAGCAUCCAAGCAGGCACAUAUGCGGUGCACAGACGUUCAUUUGGGCUAAACAUUCACACACAUAAAAAAUGAAUCUUUUUUUCUUUUUUAAAGAAAGAACUCUCCUUAAUUCUGUGCUUGAACCUCAAGUCUCAGGUUUAUGAACAGGACAGAUGCACACAAAUAUAGCAAAGCCUUGGAAAAUCAAAGUGGUAUUGUCACUACCACUCACAGGAAAUCAAGAAUGAGCUUGUUGUCUGAAUCACACUAGGUUGGUGACUUGCUAAAACAGUCUUCCACAAAGACCCAAGGGCCAUACAAGGUUAUAGUCACAGUGCCCAAGACACUGUCUACACUCAUUUGGCUUAUAAAACUCAGACCAUUCUCCCUGAAAAGGACAAGGUGUGUCAAUCCUGAGAUUACCAGAGGUUGGAAUUGUCACACAGACCAAAGCAAUCUUUUUUUGUUUGUUUUUUUGUUUUUGUUUUUGUUUUUGUUGUUGUUGGUUUCUCGAGACAGGGUUUCUUUGUGUAGCUUUGCGCCUUUCCUGGAACUCACUCUGUAGCCCAGGCUGGCCUCGAACUCACAGGGAUCCGCCUGCCUCUGCCUCCCGAAUGUUGGGAUUAAAGGCAUGCGCCACCACCACCCAGCCAAAGCAGAUCUUUUAGCUGUCCUAAAUGGCCAGGAAAAAUCAUACUUGAUUACAUGUGAAAUUUCAGCUGAUUAAAAAUAAAGCCAGCUAGAAAAUUUCAAAUGAAAAAAUUUCUGAAGUAUAACUCCAAAUAAACACACACACACACACACUCAUUCCAUAAUAUAGUAGGUGUGAUGGCUCUUGUUUGUCAACUUACAUGUAUCUGGAAUUAACCAAAACUCCAGCGGCUGGAUGUAACUGUGAGAAAUUUUUCUUGAUUAGAUCAUUCAAGGUAAGACGACCCAUCCUAAAUCUGAGCCAUGCCUUCUGGAGGCAGCCUAUAGAAAGGACACAGAAGAAGAAAGCUCUUGCUCUUUGCCUGCUUGCCCUCUCUUACUGGCAAGUUCAUCCCUUCACUGAUAUUAGAGCCCCGUUCUUCCAGAUUCCAGUGUAUGCUGAAGACCAUCUGAGAUGCCCAGUCUUCUGGACCUAACAACUAUUGGAUUCUUGAACUUUCUGUCAGGAGACAGCCAUUGUUGAAAUAGUUGGACUACAACCUGUAAGCCACUCUAAUAUAAAGUGUGUAUGUAUAUAUAUACUUUCAUAUAUAUAUAUAUAUACUUUCAUAUAUAUAUAUAUAUACUUUCAUAUAUAUAUAUACUUUCAUAUAUAUAUAUACUUUCAUAUAUAUAUAUAUACUUUCAUAUAUAUAUAUAUACUUUCAUAUAUAUAUAUAUAUAUAUCUUAUUCUAGAGGAACAAAAACUCAUCAGUUUUGUUCCUCUAGAGAACCCCACUGAUACAGGAAUCUUCCAUAUGGCUUUCUCAAGCAUCUUUAGUGCUCUCCCCCGACCACUCCUGCUCUGCCCUCCCCUCCCCCACCACCCCAUUCCCUCUAAACCUUUUCUGUAUUCUUCCUCUAUCAUACAGUUUUGGGGGUUUUGAAAGUGAAGACCAAUUCCUUACAGGGCAUAUCUUUUAAAUUUUUGCACAGUUAAAUGGGCUUUAAUUUUAGUAGAAGUAGAGCACUAGAAGAAAAUUGCAAGCUUUCUUUUGGAGUGCAGUUAAAAUUUUCCCUAAAAACUGUAGAAUUACUGGCGGUUGUCACUAGGUGGCAGUAGAAGGACUAGGUGACUUCUGGCUGACUUGGAAGGCCUGGGGGAAGGAGCCGGUGGAAUCACUGAUUGUGUUUGCUAGUGGGGAUUACAGGGCGUCUCUUGGCUUCAACUACGUCAAAGCACCACGACAGGCAUUACUGUCCAAAUCAACUCUGAGUAGUGGAACUGAUUUUACAGCCCACUGCUAACUGAAUGUGUGGGCAGGAAUUGGUAUGAGGACAGAUAUCAGGGUAGUUGGAAGGCUGGUGGCUCCUGUGUGUUUUCUGCCCCUUGGGCAUUAAUUGGAAUUCACUUUUUUCUAUUCAGACUGAUGGGUAUGCCAAGCUCCUUGUCCCCAACUUUUAACUUGUGCCUGAAGAAGUCAUAUGAAAUCAUACAGUUGUUUGUGGCUCCUUAGAAAUCCACAGGGAAGUGAUACAAAAGCCCUCAUAGAUAACAAAAUGUGCUGACUCAAAUCCCUUAUAGAAAAUGGAACAGCUACCCAUAUUAUCCUAUGUACCUUAAAUAGUCCCUGCAUUGGCUAUAAUAUGUAAAACAGUGUGAAUGCCAUUGUAAAUACUCAGUAGACUGUAUUGGUUAGGGACUAAUAAACAGAAAAAUAUGUGCAUGUUUA
Peromyscus californicus insignis is the source of this 5854-nucleotide messenger RNA. Its product is annotated as enoyl-CoA delta isomerase 2. The transcript is spliced from 10 exons. Gene Ontology annotation, molecular function: fatty-acyl-CoA binding. Bases 164 to 1339 code for a protein of 391 amino acids. The record is from RefSeq and is a predicted model, not a curated record. Lineage: Eukaryota; Metazoa; Chordata; Mammalia; Rodentia; Cricetidae.